Molecule: messenger RNA, 1049 nt
Organism: Esox lucius (northern pike)
Lineage: Eukaryota; Metazoa; Chordata; Actinopteri; Esociformes; Esocidae
Product: gamma-glutamylcyclotransferase
Molecular function (GO): gamma-glutamylcyclotransferase activity
Source: RefSeq, marked provisional
GCGCACAUUUUGCAGCUGAAUGGCGUUUGUCUACGUCGCCCGCCAUUGAGGAAGACCUAAUCCUUUUCAUUUUUAAAAAACACGAUCACAUAUCGGAUUAUAAUGUCAUACCUUACGUACACAUUUGUACUUAGUUUAUGCUAUAAUCAAAUUGCGCCAACCGUGGUUCCUGCUAGUCCUGAAGACAAUAUUGCAAAUGCUACGAAGUCUCCCGUGUACGACCAUUUUAUGUAUUUUGCUUAUGGCAGUAAUUUGUUGAGAGAACGACUGCAGGUGAACAAUCCAUCAGCAGUUUUUGUUUCAACUGGCAGUUUGAAGGAUUGGGUCAUUACAUUUGGAUCCUGGAAUAAAGAGUUGAACAACUCCUGGCAUGGUGGGGUUGCUACAAUCGAGGAAUCCAAAGGAGACGUGGUCUGGGGAGUAGUCUGGAGAAUGGACAAAGACAAUCUCAUUACUUUGGACAGACAGGAGGGAGUGGGAAUGGGACUGUACAGUCCACUCAACGUCACUGUGAACACUGAUGCUGGAGAGGUUCUCUGUAGAACCUAUAAGAUGAACAACUUCACAGCUCAUCUUACAUCGCCUCCAUACAAGCAGGUUGUGUGUCUUGGAGCCAAACAGAAUGGCUUGCCUCUGGAUUACAUCAAAAAGCUGGAGGCUGUGGAAACCAAUGGCUACAGCGGUCCCUCCAUUUUAGAUGACAUUACUGCUUUGAAAACUGCCAAGAAAGAUGACGUGGAGAUGUUACCGGAAAAAGUACAAUAAUAGAAAAAAACCACAACAUUUAUUAAUGAAGAAAAUUCUACAAGAUAUUAAAUUGGUCAGGGGAUGGUGGCCUAAUGGUCAGGAGUGUUGUGCCAGUUAACAAAGUUUGCUCAUUGUAAUCCCUGAGUCAGCUAGUUGAAACAACCCUGUCAUUCUGUCCCAGACUAAGACGUUACCUUAACUGCUCCGUAGUCAUUGCUGCCGAAUAUAAUUGAUUUACAAGUUGGGAUUUUUCAAUUGGAAAGCGAUUUUAGAUUAAUGGUCAUGUAAUAAAAGUAGUUCUU